AUGUUUACUUCUGUUGAGUCGACAGAUCAUUGGCUUUACUGCUUGGAUCUUAACAAGUUUAUCUAUGAGAAUCAUAAUGAUGAUGUUGGUGGUUCAACAGCAGCACCCUCUGAGCUCGACUUUGUUUACAAUCAACUUCCGUAUGGUGGACUUGAUUUUGUUCCCUCUACCCAUUAUUCCUACCAUGGCUUGUUCUUUUCCCAUUAUUGUUCUGGCUGCUUCAGAUUCAGUUUGAUCGACUAUGAAACCAAGGAAUCAGAGUACCUCCCAGACGCAAAAAUAAGGAGACUAACAAUCGAGCCUGGAUUUGAUUACUGGCACUUAUAUGGAGUUGGAUUAUUUGAUUACUCCACAAAUGGAUACAAGGUGAUUAAGGGGCAGCAAUAUAAUGAUGGAGUUGUGUUUAGUGUCUAUACUUGGAACCCUACAUGUUCAGGUCCUCGGCGAAAAAUUGAGCACUUGUUUCCCUACAGAGUUUUACGUAGUCAUGGUGGUCAUGGGAUCCUGGUGAAUGGUGAAGUUCAUUGGUUGGCGACGAAGAAGGUUGGACAGGAAUCAUUGGUGAUGAUUAUAUCUAUCAUUUUAGCAGAGGAGAAGGUUAGAGAAAUUGCAAUACCGCCUAAUGCUCCUACUGGUUCCAUUGAACUAGGGGAAUUCAGAGAUUGGCUAUGCAUAACAUCAGCUGGAUACGGAACAUGUAAUGAGUUUUGGGUGAUGAAGGAAUAUGGAGUGAGAGAGUCUUGGACUAAAAUGCAGUCUCUAUACCAUAUUACAAAUUAUCACAUUCUGGUUUCUGGACGGAUACUCAUGACCUGA
This is a messenger RNA of Fragaria vesca subsp. vesca, 816 nucleotides long. Its product is annotated as F-box/kelch-repeat protein At3g06240-like. Lineage: Eukaryota; Viridiplantae; Streptophyta; Magnoliopsida; Rosales; Rosaceae. Gene Ontology annotation, molecular function: protein binding. Bases 1 to 816 code for a protein of 271 amino acids. The transcript has a single exon. The record is from RefSeq and is a predicted model, not a curated record.